This is a messenger RNA of Oncorhynchus mykiss (rainbow trout), 2438 nucleotides long. It is a transcript of the gene apol, whose product is annotated as apolipoprotein L. The record is from RefSeq and is a predicted model, not a curated record. Gene Ontology annotation, biological process: lipoprotein metabolic process; lipid transport. Gene Ontology annotation, molecular function: lipid binding. Lineage: Eukaryota; Metazoa; Chordata; Actinopteri; Salmoniformes; Salmonidae. Gene Ontology annotation, cellular component: membrane; extracellular region.
CCUCGCAGUCUCAAUCAUUCAAAGGCAUGGCGGUGACGUGGCCAAGCUUUCCUAUUAUAGUACAAUGGGUCCAACUUGAGUUUGGUAAAGGGAAACGAAACUGAGAAGACAACAUUCCCGAUGUAGGGAGACUGAACAGCAUUCAGCCCCUUUGUCAAGUUCCAUUGGACAUGCACUGGGGACAAGGCAACACUGUUCAGUAACGAUAUCAGCCAAACCAGGAAAUGUCCAAACACAGGGAAAACAUCAUGUCACGAUCAGCGUUAACAAGGGAGCUCUUGGGCCAGUACAUCUCAGACACCCUCAGCCACAUUCACACAGUGAGGGAGUUCUGUGACAGGCAUUCCAAAUGGGCCCUUCAGAGGGAGACAGAUCUGGAAAUGAUGAGGGACAUCAAGGAGAGGGCAGAGAGAAUUGACCUUAAGUUCGACCAUGUCCGUAACUCAGCGACCAAGGCCAAGGCGUUUGGGGAGUUCGUAUGGAGCGGUCUGACCCAGGUGACUGCAGACAGUAGGCGUGAGGAGCUGGAUAAGGAGCUGGGAGCUGUACUAAAGGACACUCUGGGAGGCCUGGAGAAGCUGGAUUACUUCCUGGAUGCUGUGGAGUGUCUGGCGGUCACCUGUCUGUUGGUGUUUGAGGAGAACAGGUUCCUCUGUCUGCCUCAGGGGACGAGCCCUGCUAGUGUUCAGGCUGUCAUCAUUGCUGCCAGAAUGGCCUGCCCUCUCCUCAUCUAUUUUAAGAGGGAUGCUAAGGCCUUCUUUAUGCCCAGCCUCCUCAAUGUAGAGGUGCUGGCCUGCCAACUGGUUAGAUACAUAGAAAUCAGCCAGCAGGUCUGUAACAGGAUGGAGAAGGGAUUACAGAUCAGACCAGAGUCUGAGAAUAAACUUGGUAGCUACAUCAGUCAAAUGCUGUUUUGGAAAAAGAAGAAUGACAUCCCUGUGGUCAACCUUGGUGCUGAUGUGCGGGAAGAGUCCAUACAAAAGAUGCUGGACCAUUUGAAUCAGCUGAGUGAUAUCAGGAUGGACCAGAACCUCAGACUGACAUUCCUGUUCCAAGGGGCUGCUCAGCGCUUCAUUGGUCAGUUCAGCCAGCGCCGACCCAGGAUGGAGCAGUUUCUGACCGAUCUGGAGGAGAAUGCUGUGCAGCUGGACAGGAUGAAGCUGGGGGCUAAGAUCUCCAGUGUGGCAGGCAGCUCAGUGGGGGUGGCUGGAGGAAUCCUAUCCAUCGUGGGCUUAGCUCUGACCCCUGUCACUGCUGGGGUGUCACUGGCCCUCACAAUUGCAGGGGCCAGCCUGGGGGUCACCAGUGGGGUCAACAGUAUAACCACUGGUAUCACAGAGAUGAAGGUCAAUAGCAUCCAUGAGAAGAAAGCCAGUGAAAUAUUCCAGAGUUUCAUGGAGGAUGUAGAGAGUCUUCAGGAGUGUCUGGAGUAUGUGGCCAGGAAUAUGGAGCCCAUCCUGGGGCAAAGCAGGGAGGAUGUCGUGCUGGGAGCAGGGAACGUGAUUUUCACAGCCGGGGCCAUCAGCAAACGCAUCGACACCUUAAUAGACUGUGCCUCAGCUCUGAGUGUGAAGACCUUUGCAAAUGAAGAUCUGAUCGCAAGCGCUGGUAAGCUGGUGCUCCAGGAAGGCAAAGCAGCACGAAACCUACCCAAGCUAGCAGGGGACAUCCCGGACAUUGGACAGGUCGCCAAAGGCACCCCACUAGCCCUCUCCGGCUCGGCGCGGGCUGGUUUUAUCACUCUCAACGCCCUCUUCAUUGGCCUGGAUGUCUUCUUCAUCUGUAAAGACAGCGUCAGCCUGGCCAAAGGCAGCAAGAGUGAGAUAUCCCAGCUCAUCCGUGCCAGAUCAGCAUUGUGGCGCACAGAGUUGGACUCCUGGCAGAGGAUCCAUGACUCGCUGUGUAAAGGAAUUUGGAAGUCCAGGAAGUGCCAGAGAAUCCUGGAGCAGCCAUUUUACCCUCUGGAGCAUAAUCUGAAAGAGAAAAAAUCAAUGUGUGUCACGCAGUAGGACAACAUCAAAUACUUACCAGUUUUAAGUUAGGGCCUCUCAAACAUACUGUACAGUGGCACUUGUAAUGUUCAACAGUUAAAAAUAGAUGACACAAAGCACUUUUUCAAUUUUUAUGAAUCAUUCUAUACACGUGUCUAUAAAACAAUUAAGGUAAUUUUAUGAAAUGUAUUCUGUUUACUUGUUCAGAGUAGUCUGUUUAAUGUCAUGCCCUGUUUACAAUGAUGUGUUCAGUCAAUACUGAAAGUGAAAUGUAAUAAUGUUUCUAUGAUUGUGAUGCUGACUUGUACCUUCACACACAGAAGACUCACAUUCCUCACUUCAGCAGUAGUUGAAGAUGUCUUGCUAACAGGCAAUGAAACAUGUUAGUACAAUUUAUUCUGAUGUUGACUUGUGUGGAAAUGUUAUGAAAUGGAAAGGGACUGAUCA